Ophidiomyces ophidiicola is the source of this 3078-nucleotide messenger RNA. RefSeq names its product Vacuolar morphogenesis protein 6 (gene VAM6). The transcript has 4 exons. Bases 1 to 3078 code for a protein of 1025 amino acids. Gene Ontology annotation, molecular function: protein binding. NCBI's taxonomy places the organism in Eukaryota, Fungi, Ascomycota, Eurotiomycetes, Onygenales, Onygenaceae. Gene Ontology annotation, biological process: vesicle-mediated transport; intracellular protein transport; autophagy. Gene Ontology annotation, cellular component: cytoplasm; fungal-type vacuole membrane. The record is from RefSeq and is a predicted model, not a curated record.
AUGCUCUCCGCGUUUACGGCCGGACCUCUGGUCGAGUUUCGACCACGCGAUAAGUCAAAAAUCGAGUCCUUGCUGGCGUGUGGAGAUAGACUGAUUGUGGGUUUAAAUACUGGGAGCUUGCGAAUAUACCGGGUCAAUACUGGGGGCGAUGAGGAAGCUGAGACAACUCGCCAGGCCCAACCCGCUGAAAACACGGGCGAAUCAGCCGAUGGGGAAGUGCCUUCUACAGCUAUAAAAGUGAAACCGGCGGAUUUACUUAGAGAGGAGGAUAAAUUUGCAAAAUACAAGAUUGAACAGCUGGCGAUUAUCAAAGAGGCGAAUGUGUUGCUCUCGUUAUCUGGUGGAUAUGUCUUCAUGCACGAUUGGCAGACCUACCACUUGCAACAGCAAUUAAUGCAAACAAAGGGUGCAUCCUCGUUUGCGGUGACAUCUAAUAUCGUGAAAGAUUUGGCUACCGGCGUUCCCUCAAUCGUGUCUCGUCUCGCUGUUGCGGUGAAACGGAAAGUGAUGAUGUGGACAUGGCGUGAUAUGGAACUUGAAGAGGAAACCUCCGAAAUCAUACUUGUGAGCGGGAUUAAAACGCUUACAUGGGCGACUGGUACAAGAUUGCUGGCAGGCUUAAAUACUUGCUACGUUCUUGUGGAUAUGGAAACCAAGGCUGUUACAGAUAUUGUUGGGCCCGGUUCCAUUGGCGGACCUGGCGGGCAGGAUCAUGGCCGACUCGGCAUGGCAGGUAUGAGCUAUAUAGGAAUUGGUGGCACGGCUCCGAAACCAUUGGCAACGAGGCUUUCUGAGGGCCAGAUGUUGCUUUCAAAAGAUGUCAAUACCCAUUUUAUUGAUACAGAUGGAAACUCCCUUGAAAGACGACAGAUCCCUUGGAAUGCAGCUCCACAUGCUGUCGGGUACUCUUACCCGUAUCUCCUUGCGCUUCAAGAGCCUUCAAAAGGAACAUUAGAAGUGCGCAAUCCCGAGUCGUUAUCUUUGCUCCAAUCCAUCUCGCUUCAAUCGGCAGGCAUAAUACAUAUACCACAGCCUAAUAUCAGCCUCGCACAUGCUGGAAAAGGGUUUCUUGUUGCCAGUGAGCGUGCUAUCUGGAGGAUGAAUGCUCUAGACUAUGACUCUCAGAUCAACUCUUUAAUCGAACAAGGCCAGCUUAACGAAGCCAUCAGUUUACUUGAGAUGCUUGAGGAUGCUCUGCUCACUGACAAGCCCGGGCGGCUACGGCAAGUCAAGCUGCGGAAAGCGCAACAUCUAUUUGAUAGCCGAAAGUACCGCGCAUCGCUGGAUUUGUUUACAGAGGUAUCAGCACCUCCUGAGCUUGUGAUUCGUUUGUAUCCGAAGUUAAUUGCCGGGGAUCUCUCAACAGUAGUGGAAGAAAAUUCGCGACUAGAGGAUGAGGAGGGUACAAGUGAAGUACCCCAGGUAGCCAAUGGGCUUAAAUUGAAUGGAACGGAUGUUAUCACGGAGGACGCAAGCAAGGCAAAAACUGUUGGGGAUACGCCAUCAGUAAGGUCGAUAUUGAGACGUGGAACAGAAGACGGCUCCAGUGAAACGAACAGCAUUCGCAAAACAACUUUGGAUAAAGAUAGCAGUUCUACAGACAAAUCUCUCCAUGGAAAGGACCUCAAGGCUGCAGUUUAUGAACUGCAAGGAUUUCUCGCGGAUAUACGUCGAAAACUUCAAAGAUUUAUUAACCCUGAUGGGAGCGUUGAAGUGUUAGAUCUACGUGCCAGUAGUGAAUCCGAAGAAAUCACCAAAUCUGUUAUUAAAACCCUAGAAGUAUCCAUAGACGAUAAAGAUACGGAUAUUAUUAGCAGGGUUCAAAGGGUUGCUACUCUCGUCGAUACCACACUUUUCCGUGCACAUAUGUACGCGACGCCCUCUCUAGCAGGAUCCCUCUUCCGCAUUGCGAAUUUUUGCGACCCAAACGUAGUUAUGGAAAAACUGGAAGAGACGUGUCGCUAUAGCGAACUUAUCGAUUUUCUCUUUGGUAAGAAGCUCCAUCGUCCUGCCCUUGAACGGCUCCGGAAAUUUGGUCAGGCAGAGGAAGAGAACAGUGCACCACAACUUCUUGGCCCAAAUCGUACUAUUACCUACCUACAAAAUCUACCUCCCGAAAUGAUAGACUUGAUUCUCGAAUUUGCAGAAUGGCCGAUUCGCGCUGAUCCGGAAUUGGGAAUGGAGAUUUUCAUGACCGAUACAGAGAAUGCAGAGACAUUACCAAGGAAAGAGGUGUUGGAUUUUUUGCAAGGAAUCGAUCCGGAUCUUGCCAUCAAAUAUUUGGAGUAUAUCAUUGAUGAACUAAAUGACAUGACGCCUGAUCUACAUCAGCGACUGUUGCUGCUAUAUCUAGAAAGCUUGAAAAUUAUGGAAAGCAAAGAAAGAUGGGAUGAGUGUAUGCAAAAAUUCCUGGCCAUGCUGAAGCUAAGCGAGCAGUACUCUCCCGCAAAAAUGCUGGAUAAACUGCCCAGGGAUGAUCCAAAUUUCUAUGAGGCAAGGGCUCUGGUAUUCAGUAAAAUGGGCCAGCACAAACAAGCACUAGAAAUAUAUGUUUUUAGGUUAAACAAUCCCCAGAAAGCAGAGGAAUACUGCAAUCAAGUAUAUCUAGCAGAUGAUCCCCACCUCAACAGGGCCGACGGAACCCAUAAAGUUUCACCAACGGACCGUGACGAAGCCCAUCCAUCCAUAUAUCAUACCCUCCUCUCACUCUAUUUGUCCCCGCCCCAUGGGUCCGGGCCGCAGUUUGGCCCAGCAAUUGAAAUCCUUGCAAAGCAUGGUUCCCGACUACCUGCCAAUUCCACAUUAGACCUCAUUCCGGAAAGUUUUCCUGUUCACGAAUUAGAAUUUUAUUUUCGUGGGAGGAUACGGGCGGAAAAUUCCAUUGUGAACGAAGGAAGGAUAGUUGCAGCUUUGAGGAAAGUGCAAAGCAUUGAUACUGAGGCUGAUUUAUUACUCGGCGAUGGCGUUUUGGGUGGGAAUAAAGGGAGGAAUCGGUUUGUGACGGUAACCGAAGAUAGAAUGUGCGGAGUUUGCCAUAAACGACUUGGCGGUAGUGUUAUCAGCGUUUUUCCUGAGUAA